Raphanus sativus (radish) is the source of this 2109-nucleotide messenger RNA. Its product is annotated as photosystem II D2 protein. Gene Ontology annotation, biological process: photosynthesis, light reaction; photosynthesis; photosynthetic electron transport in photosystem II. The record is from RefSeq and is a predicted model, not a curated record. Bases 999 to 2078 code for a protein of 359 amino acids. The transcript has a single exon. Gene Ontology annotation, cellular component: photosystem II; chloroplast thylakoid membrane. NCBI's taxonomy places the organism in Eukaryota, Viridiplantae, Streptophyta, Magnoliopsida, Brassicales, Brassicaceae.
AAUAAUAACUAAUAAUAAAGUGAGAGAGUAAUUUAGAAAAUAAAAUUGAACAUUUUUAUAUUAUAAUACAAUGAAUAAUAAUAAGUCGGCUCGUGAAUCGCCAAAUAGAUAUUCGUUGUUUCCCUUUUUCGAUAGAUUAUAAAUCAACAAAUCCAAAAGAAAAAGUAAGUGGACCUAACCCGUCGAAUCAUGACUAUAUCCACUAUUCUGAUAUUCAAAUUCGAUAGAGAUAAAAUUGAAACAGUAGAUUUGUUUUAUUUCAUAUUUUUUAUAUUCGGAAAUCUGUCGAUAUCUCUUAUUUAAUCUUCUUGUUUCUAUAUUUCAUAGGAAAUAUACUGCGUUCCUGCCUAGAGAAAGAAAGUCUUAUUCCAAAUUAAUUAAUACCUAAAGGGCAUUUCAACAUCUUGUUUUGAUUCCAGAACAUAACAAGAGCCUAAAUUCUAGUUGUAUAAGAAUCAAAUUGUAUUAAGAAUCAAAAAAUCGAAUAAUAAAUAAUUGCUUCAGAUAUCAAUCAAAUAUUUCCAUAUUGAUGCUUACAAGAUGACAAUGUAAUGUGAUUGAAGGUGUAUGUGAGAAAGAAACUCUCAUUUACAGUUUGCUAUUAUUUUAUUUAAAUAUUGUAUUGAAUUAGAUAUAAAUAAGAAAUUUUCCAUUUUUUUACCGGCAUGGACAUGUAGAUAUCAAAUAAAAUAGAAAAAAAGAUUUCUUUAUCUGAGUAAUGAGUCAUCUGACAAUUCAUGAUUUAGAUUCAACUACUUAUUAAUAAACUAAUAGCAAGGAAGAAACAAUUUGAGUUGAUGCGUGUACCUAAGUAAGGACCAAUAAAAUAAAAUAUUUUGAUCUUCGAAACCAAUUAAAUGAAAUUCUAAAGGUUCAAUUUUAUGGGGCAGUGCGCGAGAAAUCAAAUUAUAAAUAAAUGAUAGAAUUUUGAGCGCCCUGAAAAUGCCAUAAUAUAUAACAUUAAGAUAUAUAAAGGUGUUCGGAAAUGGUUGAAGUAGAUGAAUAGGAGGAUCGCUAUGACUAUAGCCCUUGGUAAAUUUACCAAAAACGAAAAAGAUUUAUUUGAUAUUAUGGAUGACUGGUUACGGAGGGACCGCUUCGUUUUUGUAGGUUGGUCUGGUCUAUUGCUUUUUCCUUGUGCCUAUUUCGCUUUGGGGGGUUGGUUCACAGGUACAACCUUUGUAACUUCAUGGUAUACUCAUGGAUUGGCUAGUUCCUAUUUAGAAGGUUGCAAUUUUUUAACCGCUGCAGUUUCUACUCCUGCUAAUAGUUUAGCGCAUUCUUUGUUGUUACUGUGGGGUCCUGAAGCACAAGGAGAUUUUACUCGUUGGUGUCAAUUAGGCGGUCUGUGGGCUUUUGUUGCUCUCCACGGUGCUUUCGCAUUAAUAGGUUUUAUGUUACGUCAAUUUGAACUUGCUCGAUCUGUUCAAUUGCGACCUUAUAAUGCAAUCGCAUUCUCUGGUCCAAUUGCUGUUUUUGUUUCUGUCUUUCUAAUUUAUCCACUAGGUCAAUCUGGUUGGUUCUUUGCGCCUAGUUUUGGUGUAGCGGCUAUAUUUCGAUUCAUCCUCUUUUUCCAAGGGUUUCAUAAUUGGACAUUGAACCCAUUUCAUAUGAUGGGAGUCGCUGGUGUACUGGGCGCGGCUCUGUUAUGCGCUAUUCAUGGUGCUACUGUAGAAAAUACUUUAUUUGAAGAUGGUGAUGGUGCAAAUACAUUCCGUGCUUUUAACCCAACUCAAGCCGAAGAAACUUAUUCAAUGGUCACCGCUAACCGCUUUUGGUCACAAAUCUUUGGGGUUGCUUUUUCCAAUAAACGUUGGUUACAUUUCUUUAUGUUAUUUGUACCAGUAACUGGUUUAUGGAUGAGUGCUCUUGGAGUAGUCGGUCUAGCUUUGAACCUACAUGCCUAUGACUUCGUUUCCCAGGAAAUCCGUGCAGCGGAAGAUCCGGAAUUUGAGACUUUCUAUACUAAAAAUAUUCUUUUAAACGAAGGUAUUCGCGCUUGGAUGGCGGCUCAAGAUCAGCCUCAUGAAAACCUUAUAUUCCCUGAGGAGGUUCUACCACGUGGAAAUGCUCUUUAAUAGAACUUUAGCUUUAGCUGGUCGUGACCAA